Messenger RNA from Chanos chanos (milkfish), 2266 nucleotides. RefSeq names its product platelet and endothelial cell adhesion molecule 1b (gene pecam1b). Gene Ontology annotation, biological process: immune response; cell surface receptor signaling pathway. The coding region runs from base 36 to 2264 and encodes 742 amino acids. Lineage: Eukaryota; Metazoa; Chordata; Actinopteri; Gonorynchiformes; Chanidae. Gene Ontology annotation, molecular function: transmembrane signaling receptor activity. The transcript has 15 exons. Gene Ontology annotation, cellular component: external side of plasma membrane. The record is from RefSeq and is a predicted model, not a curated record.
CUUCUGCCAUCCAGGCAAACCAGCAGCCCUCUGCCAUGGCCGCCAACCUCCUUUUCCUCUUCCUCCUCUUCAUCAACUGGACAGGAGCGCAGCAGACAUUUACUAUAGAAGAAGUUAAACUGACCAUUGAGCCAGAGGGUGAACUCAAGAGUGGUAGUAGCGUGACUCUAAAUUGUACAUCUAAAGUCAGUCGCACUGCUGGAUUCAUCCCAAACUACGAGUACAGUUUACACAAAAAUAAGAAUCUGCUUAAGUCCGGCAGCGACGUCUUCACUAUUCCCCACGCCAGAGUAUCCGACUCAGGCUCGUACCAUUGUUCCCUCCGGAUUGGCACAGUGACAAAAGAAAGCGCAUCAGAGACACUGAAAAUCAGCGGUCUCCAGACUCCUGUUCUGAUUGUGGAGAAGACGGAGGUGUUAGAGGGAGAUAUGGUUUCGAUUUCGUGUGAGGCUAAGGGGGAAACUGGACCUUUCGUCUUCGUCUUCCUGGACGGCCAUAGAGACAUUGACAGUUUCGAGACUGACAACGACCAGGUACAAACAAAACAGCCUUUAACUAAACCAGGGAUCGUCACAUUGAGUUGUCGUUACACUGUCAAGUUGCGGGCUUCAACUGAAACAUCUGAAAUUAGCAACAAAGUGAACAUCACAGUAAAUGAGCUGCCCAUCACCCCAUUAAUUACUGUCUCACCAUCAAGCAAUGUCAUCGAAGGGGACCCACUUGAAGUUGUCUGCAAAGUUGAAGGCAACCUCACCGGUACUCAGUACGAUGUUGAUCUGGUCCUUGGUGAAGAAAUCCGUUCCACUGGGAAAGGUCAAAUCAGUUUCAAAAAAAUUGUUACAGCAAAUGAUUCUGGGGUGCAUAAAUGCAGGAUUCGAACAGACAAAGUAUUCAAAUGGACUGCCGCCAGCGUAACAGUACAAGAGCUCUUCUCUCAGCCUGUCCUGACCAUACAGCCCCCAGUGGUGUUUGAAAAGGAGCGCGUGAACCUGUCUUGCAGCAGUAGCAAAUAUUCUAGGGAGAGAAUUACUGCAAAAGACAUAAAGUACUACAUUUACAGAGGUGAUGACUUGUUAACAUUAGGCAGUUUUAAUGGACGGCAUACAUUACUGGCAAACUCUUCAACCAAUGGGAAUUACUCGUGCAAAGCAGAGGCAAAGAACAUUUCCAAAAAAAGCACAGCCGUGACCUUCAAAGCAAAAGUCCUGGUCUCACAGCCUGUGAUCAGGAUGGGCGAGGUGAUUCUCGGCCAGCCGUUCCAAAUUUUCUGCCGCUCGGAGAAAGGUAGUUUGCCCAUCAAAUACACCCUGCUGAAAGAUAACAACGAUGUCAGCGUUAGCACGGUUUAUGGCCUUAGCGAAAAUGCAAGCUUCACUGCUAUCAUCCAUGAUCAGCACGAAAUCUACCAAUUCAGAUGUCGGGCUGAAAACAAUGGUUCAUCCAUCGCUGAAAGCAGCCGCCUCAACGGUACAGUCAUAGUUCCUGUGAAAAAGGCAUCUCUGACUGUUAUAACACCUGAUGUUACUGAGGGUCAAACAAUGACCCUUCUCUGCCAGGCAUCAAAUAGCUCUACUACCCCCUUGACUUUUAAGUGGUACCGAAGCAGCACCAGGGAGCUUCUCCGCACAGUCACGGUUAAUAAACUCUUUGGAACACACACAAUCCAGGAGGUCAGCAGAGAGAAUAGAGAUUCAUACUACUGUGUGGCACUGAAUAAGGCCGGCAGUGUCAAAAGUGACCCAGUGAUGGUUGAAGUGAGGCUGGCAAGAUGGAAGAAGGGUCUGAUAGUGGCUUCCUGCCUGCUGCUUUUGGCCAUUUCAAUUCUUUGUGGGAUUGUGUACUACAAGUCCAAGAGAGGUAAAAGAGCGACGGCUGCCGAGCUCUCAGUAAAGCCUUCGAGCCGUAAAUCAGAUGGUUCUCUAACCGUGAGUCUUGCCCACGACACGGCGGUUUAUAACGCACCCAAAGCGGGAGUGGAUGGUGGAGGGAAAAGUAUCUGGAGUGAAAAACCAUCAGAUUCAGACAGCAGUGAACAGAGCAGUACAGACACACCCAGUGAAGCUGAUGUGGAAUACACAGAGGUAGUGCAUCCGCAGCCUGUCGAUCCAACACGAGUUCCCUUAAGGAAAGGCACGGACACGGUGUACAGCGAACUUCAAACAUCCCUACACGGAGCCCCUGAACGAGUGAGUUAUGUAAGUGACUUUUCGUCUUUCUCUGUAACCUUUAUCCUUUUCUCUGCGCUGCCGUUAGACCCUGUGUAGCA